Molecule: messenger RNA, 1767 nt
Organism: Aureobasidium namibiae CBS 147.97
Lineage: Eukaryota; Fungi; Ascomycota; Dothideomycetes; Dothideales; Saccotheciaceae
Exons: 3
Coding region: 1-1767 (588 amino acids)
Biological process (GO): N-glycan processing to lysosome; carbohydrate phosphorylation
Cellular component (GO): Golgi apparatus
Molecular function (GO): UDP-N-acetylglucosamine-lysosomal-enzyme N-acetylglucosaminephosphotransferase activity
Source: RefSeq, a predicted model, not a curated record
AUGUAUCCAACUGCGUCGCAAUUGAUCGAGCCUGUAACGUCCGUCUCGACAUAUGUCUUCCCCGAUACCUCAAACUUCGAGAGGCUCAACAGGCUGGCAGAUGAACUUCCCGAUUUCGUGCAUAUUCCUCUGCACAUGGCGGUGGGCGACGAAGUCCUGGAAGGCUGGGAGGAAGAUUGGUUUGCACGCGCUGAUUACGAUGCUGCCAAACACGGUAGAGUCCGUGAGCCAAAGAUCGACUUCGUGUAUACUUGGGUCAACGGGUCCGACGCAAGAUUUGCACACACGAUGCGACCCUAUGAACUAAACUCCACCUUGAACGAUGAUGCUGGAGAAUGGGUUGCUUCUCAUGGCGUCAAUCGUUAUCGAGAUUGGGACGAGCUGCGCUACUCUAUCAGAAGCGUUGAAAAGCACGCGAGCUCAUUCAGCAACAACAUCCAGAUCCUUGUCAAUGCAGUUGUGGGACUCGAUGGUCAGAUGACGAAACAACGGCCGACUUGGCUGAAGUCAGACUCAGCGAUAGGCGACAAAUUACAGGUCUUGUCGCAAGAAGAUUUCUUUGGAGACACCGAAGCACAAUGUCUCCCGACUUUCAACUCGUUGACCAUUGAAAACCAGAUUCACAACACACCUUCAAAUACAGACCGAAUCUUCGCAAUGUCUGAUGACAUGUUCCUCGGUAAACCGCACGCGGCGUCGGACAUCUACUCCCCCCUAUUCGGUACAGUGAUGGGUUUCAAACCCAACAGCUACAACACCAUCGUGCCACCUUCCGAGAAGGACGCCCUGCGGUUUGGUGAGAAGCCAUACCUGAUCUACACUUCUUGGAUGCUGAACCGUCGUUUCGGUACCCGCAAGAGAAAAGGACAAGUUCACUUUGGUCAUUCUCUAUCUCGGAGCGUAUACAAGGAGGCCAUGGAGGCGUUUCCUCGACCAGCGCUCAAGAGUGCUUGUCAGAAGUUCAGAGGCGAAACCGGCUUCCAACUAUAUUCUUGGUACAAUGCAUUUCACUACACAAUUGAGCGACACCGGGAAGCUCUGCUCUGGAGCUACAUCAUGAUACGAAGCGACUCUAAUAAGGACGGAUAUCUCGAUUGGCAAGAGAGACAAGCUAUCAUCAGUGAUCUCGAGGAAGGUCUAGCCAACGAAGGUCGCAAUUCCUUUCGCAAGCGAAUGUACUACUACGUGGCCAAGUCACUCGAAGACGCAGGACUGGAGGCACCAAAAGUCAACGUUGAGACCACUUGGACAUCUUUGGACGGCCCUGCUACCAUCGCGAACAUCGAUUGCUUUGAGUUCAACGUCAACGAAUGUCUGGCACCUGGCUUCUCGUCUGCGUCAUGGGAUGACGGAUCAAACAACCCCGUCUUUUCGACAGCGGCCAUAUUCGACAGAGUGGCGCGACAAGAUCCACAAUGCGGUGAUUGUCUAACAAAACUCCUGCUCAACCGUGUCGAACAAGGUCUGUCGCCUCUCUUGCCGCACGCGGACAAGGACGCCGAGCACAGAGAAACCGUUCUAAAAGCUCUGAAAAGAUAUUCCUACGUCGUGGUGGAGCCAGACGCGCUGUUCACGAUGGUCACUGACGCUGAACAAGUACGAGUACGCUUGAUCGACCGCCUGGGCGACCCGGAGAAACAGGCUGGUCAGCUUUGUCUUAACGACGAUGUGACUACCGACAAUGAGACAGAGCUUAGGGAGCUGCGAGAGACAAUCUCGACGUUAUUCAAUGAGCAUUGGGGAACGCCGAGCCAGUUUGAGGCCUAG